ACGCUGGAGGUACUUUUAUGAAUUUCAACGCGAAAAAACCGUUUUUCUCAAGAAGGAUUAUUUAUGUUUUUUUUUCGGUUUCUGUGUUGCUGGUGAAUUAAUUGAUUAUUUAAUUGAAUAAGUUAAAUCAAACUGUGCAGAAUAAAAAAUCGGGAAGAGGUGAAAAAGAAAUAAUCGCUGACAUUCGGUGCGAAUGGAUUAAUUACGAAAACUUUCUUGUUUUUGCGAACACUGAUUUAUCAAUCGCCUUCGAAGAGGUCUGCACAACAUAUCGAAUGUUGAUAUGGAAUGAGGAUAGUAAUCACGAACCAGCAGAGAAAAAAAACGAAAACUGAAACAGCGAGCCAACCAGUUAUAAAAUGGUGAUAACAGUAAUAUACGAUACCAUAAAAUUUUUAAAAAAAUAAUUAAACAAGUGGAAAAUAUAUAAUUUGUAGAGUAAGCGUUUGAACAAAAAAAAAGACAGAGAGGAAAAAAUAACGUAAAAGAAGUUAUAACGUGUGAACUCGAGUGAACGCUUAUUUCUGUAGUAAUUUCUUUUUUUCCACUUUUUCGUGUGUGAACUUUUUGCAAAAACAUUACACAGCGGAAAUACCUGCAGAGAGAGAGAAUUCUCGUUCAUGCUUCGGACGUAUAAACGUAAAGGAUCGCUCGUAUAUGUUCCGUGUAUGAUAGUGUUAAAGCUGUAAUAUGUGGCUCCCAAGGGUCGUAGAUUUACGAUUCCCAAUUCUCUGGUUGCUGAUAGCUGCAGAUAUAUCAUUGGGAUUACGUGACGUCCGUGUGACCGUACCGACCGCGGUAAAGAAAGGCGACGAUGCACAUCUAAUAUGUAAUUACGAUUUGGAGGGAGAUGCUCUUUAUUCCGUUAAAUGGUACAAAGGCCGUAGAGAAUUUUAUCGAUACACCCCGAAGGAGAAUCCUGCCAUGAAAAUAUUUCCUCUGCCAGGGAUUAGUGUAGAGCGCUUGCAUUCGAAUGGAAGUCACGUAUUAUUAACAACAGUUGAACCGAGCAUAUCUGGACGAUUCAGUUGCGAGGUGUCAGCUGAUUCCCCAUCGUUUCAUACAAUGAUUGUGUCCGGAGAAAUGGAAAUUGUUGAACUGCCAGAACAAAAGCCAACCAUAACAGGCAUACAUUCGCGUUAUCGACAAGGCGAUACUCUGCAAGGUAAUUGCACAUCCCACUAUUCCAAACCGGCGGCUAAUUUGACGUGGACGAUAAAUGAUGUGCCGGCCAAAUUGUCCAUGAUAAAACACUACGCUCCGAUGAAAGAUACGACUACGAAUUUAGAAUUAUCAGUGCAGGAAGUGAAUUUCCUCGUAACUUACUUACAUUUCAAUAACUCUCAAGGAAGACUAAAGUUAAAAUGUACAUCACGAAUUCACACCAUUUAUGAAACCAGCGUUGAAAAAUCAAUAGAAGAAGAUAGACCGAAAAUUCUGGCAUCUGGAACAUCUGGUCAUAAUAUGAAUUUGUACGGGCCGUACGAUCAACCGCCUCAAGACAAUGAACAAAUGAUGGAUCAAAACAAUCUUCAUCUCACACAUUAUAAAACAGACAUGGCGUCCUCUUCAUCACCAUUACUGUUGGCCAAAAGUUUCAGUUCAACUGCACUUUUUUUCUCAACGCUUGUUUUAUCGAUUGGCUUGUUGUUUGCUUUCAAAGUGGACAUCUCCUGAUAAUGGAUUGGCACAAUAAUAUGUGUUGAUGCUUUUUGAUAACAUAAAUUUAAUGGAUAAAAUUGGAAAAAGCUCUGUAAAUAAAUUGUUGUUUAUAUGAUAAGAAGAAAGAAAAAUGAAAAUGAGGUAGAAAAAAGUGAAAUAAAAUAAAAAUGAAUAAAAUGUUUAAUGUUUUUACUGUAUAAAUUCUAAGUGGUUAUAAAACAUUUAAAAACAAACAAAAAAAACAGUGCAUAACGAACGUUUACUCAAGUCGAUACGAUUACGUUUUAAUGGUAUGAACAUUCAUUAGAAAUUAUGUUUUCAAUUAGGAAAUUACGUAAACGACAAAAAAUUGAAUCAAAAUUUAAUUUAGAAAUAUUGUCUUCAACAAAAAAAAAACUUUUAUUUACAUUUCAAAGAGAACCUAUUAAACGGCGACUAUUCAAUCUGAGACUAGACAAACAUACGACGAACUGUGAGUCAAUAUUUUAAAUUGUUUAACUUAAAUUAGAGUUAAAUUCAUUUCUGCAAAGUCUGAUUUUAGCUUGGUGAAGCUCUAUUCAAAUUCAUGUCUUCCUCUAUAAUACUCGGUGUUUUCGCAGUUGAGUUUGUGCAUUUCCACAGGUAAAAGAUAUAUCUUAUAUAAGACAUUAUGUACUGUUGCUUUGUCUUCAAUAUUUAUUCCAUUGAAUUUUGUUUCAUAAAAAUUCUGAGGAUGGAGGUAAAAAAAAUGUCUUGUGAAAGUUAAAGAAAAAAGAAAGCAAAGGAAAGAAGGAAAAAAAAUGAACGAACGAAAUGGAAUUAAAUAAUUUCUUUUUUUUUUGUGUUUCAAAGUUUAUGAUAAAACAGUGAAAAAUAUAUAUGGGCUAUGCUAUUGUUUACCUAAAUUUGUUUCAGAAAAAUUUCACGUAGCUUCCGUGAAAAGUUUUCGAAUUCUUUUUUGUAUUUUCUUAUACAAGAACAUAGAAUGUUAAUGGUAAAAAUUUCUUCCACUUCAACUUCCUUUGUAAAACUCAUCAAGUACGCUCCGGUUGCAUAGAUUUUAAAAUGUGUCUAAGGUUUUUGUCAAUUUCGUAGUCACUCUUCUUAAUUAAAACGAUUGAAAUAUAAAACUGAGAGAAAAUGAUUGGGCCGCAAUCUUUGAAAAUGAAUAUUGUUGGUCCAUAUCGUAGAUGCAACCUACUGUCUCACUUAUAGAAAUACUGCUUGUUUUACCCGCAAGAAAAUCAUGAAUAACUUGAACAUUACUAAGCAACAAUAGGUGAAGCUGUUUUUAAAUUUUUAUUUUGUCUGUUUCAACUUCCGUUUAAUAAUUUUAUAGGGCACUUCAUGAAACUGUCAACUUCUGGGACACUUGGAUUUUUUAUAAGACAAUUUUGCUUGACGAAAAUUUUGUGUUUUUGUCAAGUUUUUUCUUAGUACCAGGCGACCAUAGCAAUGAAUUAGGCAUUUGAACAGAUUUUGUUUAGCGGAAAAUUGACACCUCGUCUCAUUCAUAAAAUUGUGACGCAGCAGCAUCAUACCAACCUUCCAAACUUAAUUUAUUAUUAUUGAUUUAUUAAUUUACAUGAGAAAGUUUGACAACUUAGUCGAAGAGGAACUAUAUUGCUUGGUUCAGUGCUAUGACGUGACCCGGAAGUUGACAGUUCGCAAUGUGAUCCAUAGUCAUUUUCGUAACAGGUCAUUCAACGCCUGUAGUGCUUUUAAGUAGAUUAUCACCUCAUCCCCGGAAAACAAGUUAUUUAUUGACAAGGGCGUUAAAUAGUCAUUUACAUCACCAGGACAAAGUCCGAAAGUACUUUUCGGAGUGACGUAUUCAGUUUUGUAUGCUUGCUAAGAGAACUGAACAUAGAAAAAUUGUCAAUUCGAGGGGCGAAAGUAAACUUUCGAGUGUUUUUAUUUUCGGUUCUCUUAGCAGACAUACAAAACUUAUAAGAAGUGCUACAUGAAAGUUGCGGUUUGCGAUGCAUGUUAAUGACGUUUCGCCUCGUCUUCCAUAUUCAUAUUUUUAUAAUUUAUGACUAAAAGGAGCACUAUGGUGCGUUGUCGUCAUAUAGCAAAAUAUUGUAUGUUGAAACGAGUGAAGUAGCUCCCAAAACACCCAAAAUAGCCUAAUUAAUAGAAGUAGCAGAUCUGAUGAUUUCAAGGGUCAAGCAAGUAAGUUGUUUUAUAAUAAUAUAAGCGCAGUGAAGAUGAACAUAACCAAUUGCGCUUUAUUAGAACUAGAUGUUUGCACCGGGUCGUGAUUUACGUGGUGUUAGGCCAAGUGAAAAAAGUAUUCGAAGAAUAAAACAUUUUGGGAAGUACACACGAAAAUUAAUACUUAUGAGGAAUUUUAAUGGGCUUCGGUUACAAUACCACGUCGAUCACAAGCCGGUGUUCCCCUCAACUUGGAACAAAGUUGCUCUUUUUUUUAAGCGCAGCAAUUGGUUUCAACUGAAAAGGAACGGUUAGAGAUAUUGUACUGAAGAUUUUACCAAAAUUUUGUAAUAGGGUAGUGAAACGAACAACAAAAAGAGAAAUGGUUUGAACAGAAACAUUACCCUCAACCACAUAGAAAUAAUACAAAAUUAUUGUAAAACUAUAAUAAAGCGUGCUUCCAAUCUAUACUGACUUACUGAAUAACCAAAAACAAAAAAUUAAUUGAGAAAAACUGAGCAAAAAGAAGAAGUAGAGAGAAAGAUUUAUAAUUUACCUGUAAAUGAAGUGGCAUACAAUUUUAUGGAAGUGUUUUGUAAUAAUUUUAGGUCAAAAUGUAAAUAGGACAAUGGUUUUUAACUGUAAGAAGUGAAAGUCAAUGUAUUGCUAUAGAUGUGUGACUGUUUUCAUUUAUUAAACAAAAAUAAUUUAAAAAAUAUAUAAAAACUGCCAAAUCGAUGGAUAAAACGAUAAGUAAUCUACCAGUAAUAUAAAAAACACAAAAAUAUUAUUACUAACAACUACAUGUAACUUCCAACAAUGUAAAUUUAUUUAAUUCAAACUGCAACCGGCCGGCAUGGCAUUACUUACAAAAUUAUGAAAAAAAAAUUGCUGGUUCAUUAACGAUUUCAAAUGGGAGUACUUAAAUGUACACACAAUAAACCGUAAUUGCAAAUCGAUCCAUGAAUACCAGAAAUAUCCAUGUGAAAAUGAUUACAGUUUAAGUCAGGCGUAUUCUGUUUUUUUGAGGGUAAGAAUUAUUCUUCGAUGUAUUCUAAUGGAGGGAAGCAACUGCUGAAAGAAUAAGGAAAGAAAACCGUUGGUAUCGAAUCUGGUAACAAUCGCAUUCACACAUGUUGUCAUUUUAAGAAAAUAUAACUUUUCCCUAUUUUACAUUGUUAAUGCAAAAUGGAAAAGUGUUUAGAUUUGUAUAAAGAGAGGGUUGUGAUUUUGUUUUUUUGCUAUAUUUUGGUGCCGCAUUCAGAUUUAUUCGGAAGAUUUAGAAAAGAAGAGGUCUACCGAUUUCCAUAAGAUAAAAACGAUACCGGUUAUGUUAAUGUUAUGAAUAACUUUGCUGUUUGUGGAAAUGUAAAUUGGCUGAGGAAUGGUCGGUGUGAACUCUUAUAGCACAACAAUAUGGAAUUUGGAGAUUUGUGUUUACAUUUUAAUUCCAUAAGCUAUCUUUGUUCUCUUAUUCAGGCUGCACUGUUUUAGAAAGGAAGCUCUACCUGUGACAGACGGCUUUAUCAUCUGACCUAAUGUAGCAAAAUGUACUAUGUUAAAAGUAAUGAAGUAAAAGAUUGUGUGUUGAUCCAUUGGAAAUACUUAAGAGUACAUUCGUCGUCUGUUAGAAACCAUCAUAACGUACGUAGUUUUGCUUGGAUUUUUUUUCGUUUUCACAUCCGCUUCCAACAUUUCCAAGGAUAAUUACGUGAGGAUUUUACCAAUAUUUUCAUCAAUUUGGUACCAAUUUAGACUUUAUUCAGCGAUUUAUUGGUAAGAGGCAAAUAUUAUUGGUACACCGGAAAAAAGUAAUCACUCGAGUAUAAUUUAACUCAUGACUAAGCCAGUGAAAACAAUAAUAUUCAAGCAAUUUCGUACAACAUUUUACUCUUUUGUUGGGGUGCAGCUGUUAUGACAAAGGGUUCCGACGAGUAAAAUGACUUUUCACUCAAUGGCGAAAAGUGCGAUAGUGCUUCAUCACACUUUCGAUGCCCUGCCUUGUCGUUAAAAAUAUUGGGUGAAAGUCGGCAAAAAAGUGAAAAUUGUUUCUUGUGUCUUAUUGUAACACCCGGUUUCGGCUCGACCUACGAUUUACACUCGAAUUGCAAUUUUCCACUUUAAAUCAUUCGUCGCAUAAAUAACUAUUUUGAAACUAUUCGAAUAAUUCGAUAUUGAAAUGAAUUGAAACCGCAUUUUUCUAUUACAAUUGAAAGCAUUCAUUAGCAAUUACAAAUAAAUUAUUGCAAAAUUGUUAUAAUGUAAAUAC
Messenger RNA from Bradysia coprophila, 6067 nucleotides. RefSeq lists its product as uncharacterized. The record is from RefSeq and is a predicted model, not a curated record. Gene Ontology annotation, biological process: motor neuron axon guidance. Lineage: Eukaryota; Metazoa; Arthropoda; Insecta; Diptera; Sciaridae.